AUGUCAAUUACAUAAUAAAUAUCAAUUUCAAUAUUGAGAUCCUCAAUAUUAAAAUUGAAUCAAAGUAAUUCUUGGAUAGCCAAUUUAAGGAAUCAAUUUAUUGAAGAAAUUGCAUCAGAAAUUGGAUAUUAUAAGAAAUACUCUAUUUUUAUAACAAUGUGA
This is a messenger RNA of Paramecium pentaurelia, 162 nucleotides long. The record is from the annotation of a GenBank genome assembly. Lineage: Eukaryota; Ciliophora; Oligohymenophorea; Peniculida; Parameciidae.